This is a messenger RNA of Effrenium voratum, 1737 nucleotides long. The record is from the annotation of a GenBank genome assembly. NCBI's taxonomy places the organism in Eukaryota, Dinophyceae, Suessiales, Symbiodiniaceae.
AUGGCCGAGAGCGAGGAGUCUGGCCUGGAGGACGUGCUCGAGGCCUGGGUCAGCACUGCCUUCCGGCGCUUGGACAAAGAUCGCAGCGGCGGGUUGGACUUGACGGAGUUCCAGGCAGUCGGGCACGCCGACGGCCAGUUCUCCAAGCUGGACUUCAACAACGACAGCCGCGUUGCCCUCAGGGAGCUGCUCUGGGAGCCUUUGCUGGGCGCUUCGCUGCACGAAAGUGCGCUGCGCCAAGGCUUCCUGCUCUCGGAUAGCGAUCAUGAUGGCCAGCUAAGCGGCACGGAGAUGGAAAGGCCGCCGGCCCUUCGCCUGCUGCAUCUUCUGCGUCACAACUUUUGGCCCGGAGCGGUGCUGGACGUGCCGCAGACGGCUGCGAAGCCGCGUGGCUCUCCCGCGUGGCUCUCCCGGGCGCUCGCUCGAGCCAUGCCGCGGAAGCUCCGGCGGUCGCCGCUGCCCGGGUGGGACGAGCGGCACCACCUCAGCGAGUCCCAGAAGCCCAAGCUGCAGAACGAGCUGCUGCCGAAGCAGCUGCGGCAGUACUUCUCCCGUCCCCAGAGUCUGCCGGAGCUGCGGGGCGACCUCGCGCAGAGGCCACAUGCCAAGUCCGUUCUGAAGAAGCUGGGUGCUGAUGAGGGCAAGUGCUGCCCGAAAUGCCAGAACCCCUACCUCCUAGACUCCCGGCACUGCCGGCGCUGUGGCACUGAACGCCUGGUGGUGGUACAGCCCCCUUCCUUCGUCUCCGCAGACGCAGGGCCCUCCACCUGUCCCCUGAGACAUGCGGCGGGAGGACAGAUGCCGGACCGAGACGGCGCGCCAUGCCCGUGGAACAACCGCUGGCACGCCGGGGUGCAUAUUCUCAAUGAAACCAUGCACCCCUUGCACCGGUCCUCCUUCGCCACCAAGAGCCUCUUUGAGACGGCGCCCUCCCAGCGCUGGCGUCGGCACCUGGACGUGCAGAAUGAGUUCGGCAAGUGGCGCCAGACGGAAACGGCGCAGCGGCCCUGCGCAGGCGCCCGCGCGCCCAAUGAGGCCAACGCUGCAGAGCUCCGCAAAUGUGGCUACCUCCACAUUCUUCCGGGCCUGCUAGCUGAAGACUACGUCAUCGACGUGCUGUCACACGUCCAGCGCGGCAACUGCACAGAGGUGUCAGCGCCGCACGCGGGUCCGCUCGCCAAGUCCUUGCCCUUCACGGCGCCCAAGCCCCAGCUCUGGGACUUGCUGGAGGCAGCCAUGCAGCCGAGCGAAUGCUGCGACCUGGUCAGCUUACGACUGGUCUGCCAGGAGGCCAGUGAGGAGGAGAUGUGGCAUGGGCCUGACAUCAUCACCAUGAAUCAUUAUGUGGUGCUGGUGGCAUUGCAGUCCGUGACCUCACCUGUUCUCGCCUUCAUUCCGCAUGAGAAGCACCCAGGCUUUGCCUCCGAUGCCAGGAGCAGCUUUUGCGGCGGCGUCACCAUUGGGGAGCGCCUGAGGGUUCGGGACGGCUACUCUGCGCGCUAUUUGGCAGCUGGUAGUGUGGUGAUCUUCGAUGCCAACUUGGUGCGGCGCAGCUUUCCCAGUUCAGCGCACUUCCUGCGCUACGACCUGGUGCCGCGAUCCACGCCGCGCCUUCACCGCCUGCGCGCGUUCUUCGGCGCCAGCGAUGCGGAGCAGUCGCGCUGGGCCAGCGAUGCAGAGCAGUCGCGCUGGGCCGCAGCUGCGCAGGUGUUUUCCAGGCGCCGCAGCGAGCUGUAG